AAAGCUCACUCCAACCCACAAUGGAGCUCCUGUUGAUUUUGUCUUUCUCACUUAGAAAUUCUGGCCUUUUUUGUUUGUUUUUGUUUGUGUAUUUUCUCCUCCUCAGGUGCUCAAGAACAGCCCAUGGAAGAAUCAUACGAAGAGGUGGUAUUGAGGUCAUACAGCAGAAGUGGACAUGUUUGGAUUUCCAACAGCUACCCUGCUGGACUGUCAUGGAAGAUAUGCCCAGAAUGUAGCAUUUUUCAAUGUGAUGACAGAAGCCCACCACAAAUAUGAUCACACUGAGGCCACAGGAUCCUCAAGCUGGGACUUCCAGAAUUCUUUCAGAAGAGAGAAACUGGAACAAAAAUCUCCAGAUUCUAAGACACUACAGGAAGACUCACCCGGAGUGAGACAGAAGGUCUAUGAGUGCCAGGAAUGUGGAAAGUCCUUCCGGCAAAAAGGCAGUCUAACAUUGCAUGAGAGAAUCCACACUGGUCAGAAGCCAUUUGAGUGCACCCACUGUGGAAAAAGCUUCAGGGCCAAAGGCAAUCUUGUUACUCAUCAACGAAUACACACAGGAAAGCCCUAUCAGUGCAAAGAGUGUGGGAAAAGCUUUAGUCAACGAGGCAGUCUGGCCGUCCAUGAGAGACUCCACACUGGACAGAAACCUUAUGAGUGUGCCAUUUGCCAGCGAAGCUUCAGGAAUCAAAGUAACCUUGCUGUUCACAGAAGAGUUCACAGUGGUGAGAAGCCCUAUAGAUGUGAUCAGUGUGGAAAAGCCUUCAGUCAGAAAGGAAGCUUAAUCGUUCACAUCAGAGUUCACACAGGCCUGAAGCCCUAUGCCUGUUCUCAGUGUAGGAAGAGUUUCCACACCAGGGGAAACUGUAUUCUGCAUGGCAAAGUCCACACAGGAGAGACACCCUAUCUGUGUGGCCAGUGUGGAAAAAGCUUCACUCAGAGAGGUCUGGCUGUGCACCAGCGAAGCUGCUCACAACGGCUCACCCUUUGAUCACUCUUCAAAGGAAGAGUUCUCUUUAUGAAUUACUGGUACAGAAUCCUAGGUGAUCAAGCAGCCUAUUCAAUUCUAUGGAACGAAUGGAGAAUCUCCCAGAAAGACCAGCAUUGGGUAGGGAAAACUGACUUUUAUCCUUUCUCCCAAAUGAGUAUGAAAAAUAAAUGUCUUG
Molecule: messenger RNA, 1166 nt
Organism: Castor canadensis (American beaver)
Lineage: Eukaryota; Metazoa; Chordata; Mammalia; Rodentia; Castoridae
Source: RefSeq, a predicted model, not a curated record